Messenger RNA from Paraglomus occultum, 976 nucleotides. The record is from the annotation of a GenBank genome assembly. NCBI's taxonomy places the organism in Eukaryota, Fungi, Glomeromycota, Glomeromycetes, Paraglomerales, Paraglomeraceae.
AUGCGUUUUCUCGUGUAUGGUAAUCGAACCGGCCUGAACAAAGCUUUAACGAGAAAGAACGGUUAUUGGUUAACAAAUUUAUCUAAUCGCAAACUCCUCAAAUGUCUGCAACGUCAAACAAGAAAUUUAAGUCAAGAUACUAAAACCGAGAGAUCUUUUCCUUCAGUCGAAGAAAUUAAAAAGUAUUCACCUGAGCAACUUCUUAGUUUUUUAAAGUCUGGAGAUUUAUAUCUGACAAAUAAUGAUAUCGAAAUGAUUGAGAAGAAUGAUAUCGCCGGUGAAGACUUUCUUCUCUUGAAAGAAGAUGAUCUCUAUCGGAUUGGAUUACCUAUUGCUCCAGCCAAAAGAAUGAUACAGUUAAUUGAGAAAGUUUCGAAAACAUCUGUAAUGGAUAAGCCAAUUACUAACCUUGUACACUUGUUUAUUGAUAAUUCGAAUAUCUGGAUUGAGGGAAAGUACACAGUUGGAAACCUCGAGCGGUUAGGUACCUUCGACUCGGACAGAAAUUCCUAUUGCUUUAAACAGCUCCAGAUCGACCAUGGUAGACUUCUCACCACAGUUCAAUGCGGACGUAAACUAGGUAGUGCACCACUCGUGAUCGGUUCUUGUCCAUCUCCUAACGAUUCAUUGUGGGCUCGUGUCAGGGAUCAAGGUUUUAAGGUGAAUAUAUUUGAUGGGGACAUCGGAAGCCACCGCGAAAAGAAAAUCAAACUUGUAUUACCAGCAACAGAAACAAUUAUGUCCAGUGAUCCUGGUGUUUUAGUUUUGAUUGCGGGUGACAGAGAUUAUAGACCUUUAGUAAAACAAGCACAGAAACUCAAUUGGACUGCGGAGACAUGGUUUUGGAGUUCAGGAACUUCCAGGCUCCUCAAGUCAGAUACGAUUUUUCGAUCUUUGAAUAAUUGUUAUCGUACCUUCUCAUAUGGAUUAGGUCCUGAUCUCACUGGGAAAAACGACGUUCUUGAGGUUACUGAUG